GCCGUAGUGCGUUCCGAAGCGUUUAGCCGGCUAGCUAGCAGUAGAUGUAGUUUUUGAAAUGCACCAGAAGCCAUGUAACAAUUAUUUCUAAGAUAUCUGCAAUGAAGUUGGCAAUACUAAGAUUUUUUUCAAACUUGACUGUUAAAUGGUCGACGUGCUAAAAUUAGCACGUUAGCAGCGGGACUGUCAUGACGGAGGCAGAGGAGCUGCGGCCCGUUCCCCGGGAGCGGGCCAUCCUGGAGAGCUUCUUCACCCAGCUGGGCCUGUUUUCUUUCGACAGGGCCAAAGACUACGUGGAGAAGGAGAAGGACAACAGCAAGAGCGCCGGGGCCCCCUGGCCUGCCCUGCUGGCCGCCCUGGCUCACCUGUCCGCAGCAGAGAAGGCGUACCAUAACAUGACAUUCCUCGGACAGAAAAUGGGUGGUCAGUCUUUCUUCAGCCGCAAGGACUCCAUCCGCACCAUCUACACGUCCCUGUACAAUGAGUUAAAGAAAGUGGUGGUGAUGGGUCGCCAUGGGCAACCAGGCUCCGCCUCCUACCUGGAGGACCUGCUGUCGCACCUGUCGGAACAGCUCUGCCACUUUACCCAGGCCCGCAUGGAGAUGGCCGACCUGUAUGAAAAAAUGCACUCACUGGGCAGCCAGAAGAACAUCAACUCAGAUGAGCUGGCCACCACGCUGGAGGCCGUCCUGCAGAAAUACAGCUCCAAAUUCCACCACCCCAUCCUGGGCCGUGUGGAGGAGGGAUUCCAGACUGAGGUAGAUGUAGUGACCCAGUUACUUCGCUGCCAAGCCCAAGUGUCUGAGUGGCAUUUCCUGCCUGCUCUGCUCAGCCUGCACGGUGCCAACUCAAAGCUUAUUGCCUGGGGUCAGCUCUUCCAGCGGCAGAGAGAGACCCGCAAGCAUCUGUUUGGAGGUCAGUCCCAGAAAGCAGUGCAGCCUCCACACCUGUACACGUGGCUGCAGCGCUUCCAGGCGGUGCUUCUCGCAAAGUUUAGCUUCUACUUCCAUGAAGCCCUGAGCAGGCAGACAACCCCGACGGACAUGAGAGCUCUAACAGCCCGUACCACACCAGACUACCACGGCAAGAUCUGCUCCUUCAUCCGCAAGCACGACGUCAACAACGUGUCUCUAGUGUUUGACAACCGUGGCUCAGAAAGCUUCCAGGGUCACGGCUACCACCACCCACACUCUUACAGAGAAGCACCAAAGGGGGUAGAGCAGUUCCCUGCAGUGGUGUCGCUGCCAACCGGCGAGCGGCCGCUCACACACUGGCCAAAUGUCAUCAUGAUGAUGGGCGACCGCGCAGCUGAACUCAACACACUGGACAAGGUGGUCCACUUCUAUGAUGACAAAGUCCAAAGCACCUACUACUUGACAAGGCCCGAGCCACACUUCACACUGGUGGUCAUCUUCGACGGCCGGAAGUCGGAGAAAGAGUUGCACAUUGCAGCCUUCCUGCAGGAGAUCUCAGGCUCGCUGCGGAACUCCAAACCAUUCAGCACCCUCAAACCUGGAUCAAAGGGCUGAGCUUCACCAGAGCCGCACACACCUUGAAUGGUUGGAGAUGGAAGUAAAGAACCGCAGCUAACAUGAAAGCGCUCAGUUCUAAUGCUUUUUUACUUAUGAGUUACUGUUUCACAGGCUCUUUAGAAAACAGUUUUCUGUUAUGAAGCAUACUGUAUAUGUCCAAAAUCUGCUCUUUGACUAUGACUGAUGCUCUACACUGCUGCAACCGCUCUAUUUAAAAUUAAAGUAUUUUGCAUCUGU
This is a messenger RNA of Betta splendens (Siamese fighting fish), 1769 nucleotides long. It is a transcript of the gene kics2, whose product is annotated as KICSTOR subunit 2. The record is from RefSeq and is a predicted model, not a curated record. The coding region runs from base 189 to 1529 and encodes 446 amino acids. Gene Ontology annotation, biological process: negative regulation of TORC1 signaling; cellular response to amino acid starvation; protein localization to lysosome. Gene Ontology annotation, cellular component: KICSTOR complex. The transcript has 3 exons. NCBI's taxonomy places the organism in Eukaryota, Metazoa, Chordata, Actinopteri, Anabantiformes, Osphronemidae.